This is a messenger RNA of Bombyx mandarina (wild silkworm), 4798 nucleotides long. Its product is annotated as HP1 and insulator partner protein 1. NCBI's taxonomy places the organism in Eukaryota, Metazoa, Arthropoda, Insecta, Lepidoptera, Bombycidae. The record is from RefSeq and is a predicted model, not a curated record.
UAGACAAGUUAAAGUAGAUAAACGACGCGUACUUGACUUGGUGCGACUGAAUAUAUUUAAGUUAGACACUUAUAAACCAAUGUUAUUUUCUUAAAAGUCAAAAUGAUAAAUAGUUAUGACAGAUUAGUUAAAUCGUAAAGCCUAAACCGUAAACUUCAUCAAUUACCAUUUAAUUUUAUGGAGGUUACCAUCUAACGUAGCGCAAAUAUAAACUUUUCAAUAGUAUUUCGGGCUAUCUCCAACUGCGAAAUGGAUGUCGUGGAAAACUCUGUGUGUUCUACUGUAGAAGAUAACGAAAAGAUUAAAAACACUAAUACAGAUAGAGAAGAGAUCGUCCAAACUUCGGGAGGAUCUAAUGUGUGUCAGAAAACGAACGGCGUCGCUGAGACCGACGAGUCCGCUGUAGAUUGUUCAGUUCCUGCAGAGGUUUUAGAAAUCGCUGUGAUUAACCCAGACAUUGAAGUUCAAUGUGAAAAUAAUCAAGAUGAAGUCAUUCCAGAUCCUGGCAAUUCAGAAUCAGUCGUCAAUGACACAAGUGCUUCAGACAUAAUACCAUGCGAAUGUGAUCCUGCACCAGUAGUAGCUGCUGCUAUUCCUACAGAUACAGAUUCCAAUGAAAACAAUGUUGAAAAGUCACUUUCUGAAGUACUGGAUCAAGAAGUAGAGAGCACAGUUGAACUGGAGAGUGUGGUAGAUAUAGGCUCUGACAGGGUCGCUUUUGAGACUGAGAUCCUAGUUGAAGAAAAUGUAAAUGAUUCAAAUGAAUCUAAGAUUGAUGAAAUUGUUAAAUUAAGACAGGGAACACCUGACCUUUUGAAUGAAUUAGAUCAAAAUAUUGAAUUUAGUGAAGCAUUACGCUCAACUGACAUUACUGGAAAUGGAGUCAAUAAUAAUACUACACCUGUAGAAGAAGUAUAUAAUAAAAAAGAGUUAUUGGAUAUUUUGAAGGGUAAUGAUGCUGAAGAAUGUAAACCUGUCAUCACUCGUAUCAGUGUAGAUAAAUUGACUGAAACAGAAAAAGCCCUUCAACAACUGUCACGUCUUAAGAAACAAAAAAAAACUAAAAGUAAUGUGAAAGUAUCAAUCAGGUGCAAGAGUGAACGCAAAGAAAUAGUUGCUAAAAAAGAACCAGAGGUAAAAAAAGAAUACAGUAUAGUCAAAGCCCUUGUUAAAGAUUGGGAUGAUGAAGAACCACCCGAAGGUGAACAGUUAAAUCAAAUAAUAAAAGAGAAUCAAAGUUUAGAUGUGGAGCCCCAAGAUAUUGUAGUCAUUGAGGAAGAGGAAACCAAACAAAACCAAACUGUGUUACGAACAUCAGUUGAUUCUGCUGAAGAGACUACAAAUCUUAAUCCCAGCAAGAGUGGUGAUGAAAAUUCUGCACAACCUCAACGUAGACUAAGCAGAAUCAUUAAGAAAAAAGUUAUUUUUGAUCCUGACAAUCCCGACACAUUUACAAAAGUUAAAUCAUUAUCUAAAAACAAAGAAUUGUCAGCUGAUAAAGAUCAAAUUGUUGUUAAAAAACCGAAAAUGGAUAUAGUAUACUCUAGACCAAAGUCUAAAUCUCCAGUUUCUAAAAUGCAAUGGAAAAAGCCAUCUUCUAAAAAUAGCAAACAAUGUAAGAGGCUGUCAGAAGUUGAUAAAUUAUUAAUGGAUGAAGGUGCAGUUAACAUGAUUUAUCAACUGACUCCUGAAGCACCUAAAGGCAAAAAAAACAUGAAAACAAAAGCAGAAUUCAUUAAGAAAAUACAGAGUACUACUCCUGACUCUAAGGAAAUGAAGUUUAGAGAAAGAAAAAAAGAAUUGAAAGGAGAAGUAGGUGAAGCCAAGAAGAUAUUAGGUGGCAAAUAUAGGAGUUCAAUCGGCAGUUCAGUCAAAUCUCCUUCAAUGAAUGAAGAUUUUGAAGCACACAGUGCUGACGAUUCCAUUAUUUAUCGCCGACACUCAUCUAGCUCUUACUCAAGUUCGUGUAUGAGCCCUCGGAGACUUAGUGACGUUGAGGGAAGUGUUAUACAAGUUACAACAAGCCAUUCAAUGCUGCAACACACUGAAACUGAGAUGCAACCAAAUAAUGAUGCAGAAAGCAAAAACUCUGUCUCUGAACCAUUCUUAGAAGAUCAAAAUGUCAUUCCAAAACAAAUAAAUAAAGAUGAUUGUUUGUCAAUUAAAGAAAAACUAAAUACCAAAUUGUCCCUUGCUUUGAAUAAGAGAAAAAGAGAAAUUGUUAAAACGGAGAAACCGAGUAAACAAAGAAAAACUAUAAAAAGUCAAGAGAAAGUCAUAAACAGGGAAAUAGUCCAUAGCUUUAAGUAUGUCUCUGUUCAAAUUGAUCAGAGAUUUGGUGAAAUAUGUAUCCUUGAUUCCGGGACCAAUUUUAAUAUAGAGGUAAUAAAAGAAAUAGAGAAAGCUUUAUUGUUUUUAGAUUCCAGAGAAGAUAUAUCUGUAACAUUGUUAUUGUCCACUAGUGGACAGAUGUGCCUAAAUUUAGAUUUAAACCUUCUAUUAACUAAGAGUCUUGAUGACAGAACUAAUGAUGCUCAUGAAAUUGCUGAAACUAUCAGAUCCUUACUGUGUACAAUUCUGAACCACACAAAAUUGUUGUGCACAGCUGUAGAGAGGGGAUGCACUGGCCUUGGAUUCACAUUAGUGGCGUUAAGUGACAUCACUUUUGCCUCUGAAUUUGCUACUUUUGCACUAAGUACUCUGACUUCUGAGAAAAAUGCAGAAUAUAGUUUGACACCUGGUAUCGCUAUACUUAGUUAUUUAUUACCACAACCAUUGCUCAACAAUAUUGUACUAUUUGGGAGACAACUGUCUGCAACAGCAGCUGUGCAGAGUGGUCUUAUUAGUCAUUGCCUCUGGCCUGCAAGCUUUAUAGAACAGCUACGAGUUGUCAUAAAAGAUAUAGCUGCUCAACCUGCCCAAGACGUUUUACUAAAAAAGCAACUUUUAACCCUGAAGAAGACCGAAUCAAUGGAUUCAAUUAAGUCCAGCCUUGAAAAAGAAAAAGAUAUGUUUGUUAAAUACUGGACCACCGUUGAGAGAAAUGACGAAUCCCAUUAAAUCCACAUUGUAUUUGAAUCAUAACAGUUACAUUUUUUUAAAUUAUUAUCAUAUCAUAAAAUCUGGUAACAAAAAAAAACGACAAUAAAUUAGAAAUCAUAUAAUGACAACACAUACACAAUAGAUUACGUAGAUCUUGAUCUCGUAUUUCAUUUAUUUUUGCAAAUUAUGUGUUUUAUUCUAUGAAGAACAGAACUUUUUUUCGUAAUACGUUUGAUGAAAUGUUCAUGUCAUUAAAUUAAAUCUAAGUCUUUGAAGUUUGCAUAAUGCACGUACAUAUAUGGUCACUAUUGUGAAGUGUUCCUGGUGUGAGUAACUGCGUCGUUAUAAUCGAAUUUCAUAUAGAACGCUAUCGACUAGUGUUUAUUAAAAUUAAUUUUGUGGUUUACAUACGGAUAAAAUAAAAUAAAAUAAAAUGUUAACUAAUUUGACUGACUGACUUCAAAAUUACAGGCGAACAUUGUGUUGCCUUUUGUUAUACUAUUUUUAUUGCGUAGAUAUUACUUAAAUGUCUUUAAUAAUAACUAUAAUAUCGAUGUGUUUUCAUAUUGUGAAACUGGUUUCGAUUGAUGUUAGGCGUAGUUAGUUCUCGACUAUGUAAUGUUAUAGAUGAAAUUGUUUAUGUAUUUGUUUUAUAUUAAAUGAGUUUAUGUUUAGUUGUAAUUCUAAUUCUGUACUCAUAGCCAAAGUAUUGGGGUAAUGGCCACAUGUUAAAAGUAUGAUAAAAAUGACAAGGUCGCAGGUUUCUGAAAGAAUAUUAAAUGGUGGUUUAUUAGCAAUUAAAAUCAAUUACGAAACACGUUCAUUCCCAUUGUGUUAACUUUUAUCUCUUUCAAAGAACCUUAUUAAUAAUUACGCUAAGAAAAUAGAUUUAUUUAGCCCUAAAAACAUUAAUGUUUUAAGUUAACUGUAAGUCGAGGAAUAAACAAUUCCCAUUCUGUUUGAAAUAAAGUGCCUUUGAGAAUAAACUCCUCACUCUGGUUUUAGUGUAUAAGACCCAUAUUAUUUAAAAGUAGGAAUACGUUUCUUUAAUACAUUCGACUCUAACAAGUGUAAUAAAGUUUCAGGAAAACCAAAGUAGAGCAUAUUUAUAUAUUUUUGUUGUAAACGUUCUGUACUCUCUUCUCAUCUACUCUCUUAUACUUUUCUGAUAUUGGAAAAAAUGUAUUGGGAUUAAAUAAACGUUCUCCAAUGUAUUUCCCUUUGUGAUAUAUUUUCAUUGGUAUUUGGUAUGCAAAAUGGCCUAAUCUACGUUGGAUAAUUAUCGUUAACGUCAGCCGUUAUUAUAUGACAGUAAAUAGACGAAUAAAAAUAGAUCCAUUUAAUGAUUACGAUGCGAUUUUGCGCAUAGCGCACUCAAUAUAUUUUCGUUUAUGGUCUUAGAUUAUUAGUUAUUUUCUGUGACAUUGGAGAGAGUAGGGUCACAAUUCACCCUUGAUGCGGUACAAAAUCAUUGCCUUAAACGAGAAUACAUAGAUGGAAGAAAUAAUUAUAUUGGAAACUGAGUAACAUUUUGUCAACUCUGCUAACACAAGUACACUGUAUUACUACUAUUAUUAUUACACAUUAUUACUAUACACUAUUUUUAUCUCGACGAAAAUAUAUCUCUGUUUAGCCAUAAAUCAAAGAUGAAUAUAUUGUUAGUAUAUGUAUACAAAACUUAAAUUUUAAUGGAUACGAAAAUAAUUCAUCAUAUCUCACAAUGUGAAUAUGUAGGUAUAUAAUAAAGAAUAUAUUG